AUGGUAGAGAGAGAAAAAGAGGUCGAAAUAAUUUAUGUGGGUGUUUCUCCGGCCGCCAUGUGGUUCGCCGGCGUCAGGAGAAUCUCGUUCCUUUUCGUGGUGGGCCUUCUGGUAAUCUCCGUGCUCUUCGUGUGGGUUUGCUCCCACUCGUGUCGGGUUGAGGCCAUUCCAAUAUCUUCGUCUCCGUCUUCUUCUUCCACAGUGCCGACAAAAGAGAAGCUUAGCUAUGGCGUCUUGGAUAACAAGAGCAAGCAGGAUCUGGUUCACAAGUAUUUGAGUGGAAGAAGAGCUUCUGCCCCUCCUGCCAUUAAAACUACUCCAAACGGCUUCGAAGAGAGUAAAAGAAGAAUUCCCAGUUGCCCAGAUCCCCUCCACAAUUAA
Prosopis cineraria is the source of this 381-nucleotide messenger RNA. Its product is annotated as CLAVATA3/ESR (CLE)-related protein 43-like. The record is from RefSeq and is a predicted model, not a curated record. NCBI's taxonomy places the organism in Eukaryota, Viridiplantae, Streptophyta, Magnoliopsida, Fabales, Fabaceae. The transcript has a single exon. Bases 1 to 381 code for a protein of 126 amino acids.